CGUUGCAAUCGCAAGGGGUUUGCACAGCAAAAGAAGGACGAGAAAACAAAAAGAUUGUGGCUAGCACAGGGCUAAAAAAAGUUUUACGAGUUCAAGAAAAGAACUGUACAGGAACGAAUGAAGGGAAGGUCGCUGACGAGGGUGAAGAAGGAAAGCAACGUGAUGUCGUUAUGUUCUUUAUACCAAGCCCAUCUGAUAAUCCAUCAUCAUGGAAUCAUGAGAUGCGGAUCCUAGGACUAGGGUUACGUACACCACCCCUCGGAAUAAACAUCAAACAAACAGGCGCCACAAGUGGACCGUCAGGCUGGAGAAACAUCGGUCUGGAAGCCCGGCUGCUUCGGUGGCGGCCGUCAUCGCGGGAGCUAUACUCACGCAACACAUGGAUCGAUCACGCUCUAUCCAGCCUUGCGUUUCAAAAGACGCCCGUUUCCGUCGCUAAAGAGAUCGCCGUCAGGGCGGAACAAUAUAUGAGAGGAGGCGCCAUGUUUCAACGGCGGGUUAGGCUCUUGGCGCGGUGCCUCAGGAAAAUGAUAGGAAGCAGUGAUGACGAGUCCACGGGAUGUUUCCUCGUCCCACAGAAAUGGAUGGCGGAUCUCGAAGUUUGGGUUCUGGACGUUUCGAACUGGGAUGUGAUCGGAGAAACUCAUCCUUGGAGGAACAACUCUUGGGGCGGCGUUUAGGCGUGCUGAAACAACGCACAACCCGGCACAUCCCGUGCGGAAGGUCGAAUGAUUCGCUUCGGCGAUUCUCCACUGGUAAUUGUUGGUUGACUCGGGGAAAUUCAGGCGGUCGCAGUAGUUUACAACGCGCGACGGCGGUUGUACAAAGAGGCCAACAUUAUGCUUCCGGACGUCAUCCUUUGAUGAUGGCGCUGCCGUGAAAGACUUG
Trematosphaeria pertusa is the source of this 888-nucleotide messenger RNA. RefSeq lists its product as uncharacterized. Lineage: Eukaryota; Fungi; Ascomycota; Dothideomycetes; Pleosporales; Trematosphaeriaceae. The transcript has a single exon. Bases 171 to 680 code for a protein of 169 amino acids. The record is from RefSeq and is a predicted model, not a curated record.